AUGGAUCUUCUUUCAUCAGAUCCAAUAGCUGAACUAUUGAACACUUAUAAUGAACUCAAUUCGUCUACAAUAACUGUUUUGAAUGAAGCGCCUUCAGCCCUCGAGUUUAUGCGUUUUGUCUCCUUGAAUCGACCCUUCGUCGUACGAGGAUUCGCUUCGGACUGGAAAGCAACAUCUACAUGGUCACUAUUGCAUCUCAAAUCCACACUCUCCUCACAACAAGUGAACGUAGCCGUGACCCCCCACGGAAACGCCGACUCUCCCACCCCAAACGAAGAUGGGGAUCUCGUGUUUGUGAAACCAUGGGAGGAGUCGCGGCCGUUUGCGAAAUUCGUGGAUUUUGUUUCGCAGCAAGAAUUGCGCGGGAGAAAGGAUGGAGAAGAGGUUCACUAUGCUCAAACACAGAAUGACAAUCUACGUAAUGAAUACUCGUCGAUAUUUUCGGAUGUCGAAAAGGACAUAUCUUUCGCCAGGAUAGCACUCCAGCAAGAUCCGGACGCCAUCAAUCUCUGGAUAGGAAACUCGCACUCAGUGACCUCUCUCCAUAAAGAUCCUUAUCAAAAUAUCUACGUACAGAUCCUCGGCCAAAAACACUUCACUCUCCUCCCCCCUCUUUUCCACUCCUGCAUUAACGAAGUAUCUCUUCCAUCCACCUCCUAUAUGCGUUCUACAUCUAACCCUUCGAUCCUCAUUAUCGAAUUGGAUUCACCCGCUACAGAACUACCCAUCGCAACUUGGGAUCCAGAUCAACCGUCCAAAAACCCAACGAAAUACUCACAUCUAGCUCAACCAAUGCAUGUGACGCUGGAAAAGGGAGAUAUGUUGUAUUUACCAGCAUUGUGGUAUCACAAAGUAGGACAGAGCUGUGGAGAUGAGGGGAUCUGUGUUGCUGCUAAUUACUGGUGA
Molecule: messenger RNA, 906 nt
Organism: Sclerotinia borealis F-4128
Lineage: Eukaryota; Fungi; Ascomycota; Leotiomycetes; Helotiales; Sclerotiniaceae
Source: the annotation of a GenBank genome assembly